CUGAUGGAAACCUCUACAAAAACUGAUACCCAGAUCAAAUAAACUACAUGUGGAAAAACUGAUAAAUUUAAUAUUUUCCUUGGACAGCGAGCUUCAUGAUAAUUUCAAAUAACUUUGAGACUGUUUAGAUAGAAGGAAUCUUCAAUGGAUAGCAAGCAGAAAGAUUCCUUUCUCAUUUUGGUUGACUUUUCAUACUUGGUCUUGAGCCUUUAACCGAUAGUUUAAUACCCCGUAAUAAUUCACUUAGAAAGUGAGGAAAAGGGAGAGAGAGGACAUCCAAUUAGGAGAAGAAAGAUGGAGGUUAGGUACAGUAUCAUCAUAUCGUUAGUGUUGUUUCUCUUGGUCAACCUGUCCCUUCCACGUUUCACCGAAUCGUUGCCACGAUGCAAAGCUUGGUUGGUCCAAUCAAUCCCAACAGACAUGCCUCAUCUCCCUCGUGUCCCUGGUGUCCUUUCUACCGGCGAUGUGUUCAAGUGGUUGGCCUACAACUCAACGGACAAGCUAGAUAUAAUAGCUCAGUAUUGGCAGUUAAAAGCACAUCCAGAGGAUUCUCGAUCAGGGGAUUAUGGAUACUCAAAGGAUGAUAUGCAACGGUUUGGUGCCCAUCAAGGUUUUUCUGUUUAUACAGCCCUGGAAAAUGCUGCUGAUCGAGAUGUUGAUAUAAGAUUACUACAGCACUCUGGAGUCUAUCCUGACUACACCCAAGAGCCCUCCAGCCUUGCUUCAAGAAGACCAAAUGUCAAGAGUGUGACUUUAUUACUUGAUAAAUGGUGGGGUUCAGGCAUUGUCCAUGCAAAAGUUUGGAUAUCAGAUAAUCGAGAUGUAUAUAUAGGAUCAGCAAACAAUGACUGGAAAUCUUUAACUCAGGUGAAGGAAGUUGGAAUUUAUCUUGUUGGUUGUCCAAAAGUAGCGAGAAAGGUUGGGGUCUACUUUCAGAAUCUAUGGAGACUUGCACAUCUUAAUUUUUCAGCUUACACAACAACAGUAUUAGACCAACAAUGGCAGAUUCAAAGAAAAGUUCCCUGCUGGUCGCAUUUCAUUGAAUCUGACAUGAGAUGCACGCCACGCCUUCCUCGUUUUGUGGAGAUUCCUUAUGUGGCAGGCUAUCCUACACUGUCAGACCCUAAAAUGUUGAAAUUGAUUAUUGAUGCUCCUGGUGUUGGUUAUAUAAGUUCAGUGCCUCAAUCAAGCUAUUUGUCUUUUGCUCCACCAGAGCUGUCAUUUGGCAGGUUCCAGCCUGAUGAACAGGCAUGGCUAGAUACGAUUAAAUCUGUUGGAGAUGGAGGGACUGUAAGGAUCAGUACUAUGGACUGGCUUGGUCAAUCCCAAUAUACGGAGCGAACAGUUUAUUGGUCAUCUCUUUCAACUGCUGUCUCAGAGGUUGUCUUCUCUAAACAUGCAAAAGUGAAGAUACUGGUAGCAUACUGGGCACACUUUAUCGACAACACUGAUCUCUACCUGAAGUCACUUCUCUACUCCAAUGUCCUCUGCUCAUCUUCAAAGUACAACAAAUGUUCAGGCAAAGUUGAGAUCAGGUACUACAAGGUGCCAGGUUACAACCUGACUGGACCUGCCACUCACAAAGGAAAGCGAACUAGUAAUAUCUACCCGGCCUACACCAGAGUCAAUCAUGGUAAAUAUGCAGUCAGUGACGUUCGUGCACACAUUGGUACCAGCAAUCUCGUUUGGGAUUAUUUCUAUGCAACAGCAGGAGUCAGCUUCGGGACGUAUAAUCCUGCCAUUGUUUCACAGCUUCAAGAAAUCUUCGAUGCAGAUUGGAACUCGCCCUAUGCUGUUCCAGUUGAAGAGUUGGGUGAUGGUCAUGCUUAUUCUAGUUGAUGAUCAGUCUUAUUGGAGUAAGCUAGCUCCAAAACAAUGAACUCAAUGGCUUGUAUUAGCAACUUCACCCCAAAAAACAAAACAGAAUCCAUUUUCUUUGAAUUGAUCAUCUUUAAGUCUGGAGACUUGUUCAUCCAGAAAAUUUGCAAUGCCUAUCAAUGCCACUUCUCCUUUAUUAUCCUAA
Theobroma cacao (cacao) is the source of this 2023-nucleotide messenger RNA. RefSeq lists its product as uncharacterized. Gene Ontology annotation, molecular function: catalytic activity. Lineage: Eukaryota; Viridiplantae; Streptophyta; Magnoliopsida; Malvales; Malvaceae. The record is from RefSeq and is a predicted model, not a curated record.